AUGGAGGAGCUUGCACAAUCUUGGAAGCGUCUAUCCUUAUCAGAAAAGGAAGGACCGGGCUGUUGCCUCACUAAAGAAGAGAGUGUGCACCAAUUCUCUAUAGCUGCAAAAUUUACAACAGAGAGAGCCAUUAAUGUUGACUCAAUAGCAAGAACCUUUAACCCUUUGUGGAGGGCGAAGAAGGGAUUCAAAAUACAAAAGAUUGGAGAUCAUGAGAUGCUCCUUUCUUUCGAGACAAAGGAGGAUGUUGACAGAAUUCUAAGUAGCGAGCCUUGGAGUUUCGACAAGCACUUGGUCGUCAUGCAACGUUAUGAUCAUGAGCAACCUUUUCAGGACAUUAAGUUUGAAAAGACCACCUUCUGGGUGCAAGUCCAUGGACUUCCGAUGAAGUAUAUGACAGUUGCAGCAGCGAAAAAAGUUUACAGAGUCGUGGGAGAUGUUAUCAGCCAAUCUGAGCAGAAGCUUUACGAUGGGGGUCAAUUUAUUCAAGUGAAAGUUAUAGUUGAUGUUACAAUGCCAUUAUGUCGGGGUCGCCUUUUUUCUCUAAGCGAUAAUAGGCAGGUGUGGGUUUCAUUUAGGUAUGCAAGGUUACCGAAUCUCUGUUAUUGGUGUGGUAGCCUCUUACACGAUGAUCGGGACUGCGAGAGGUGGAUAGAAAGUGAAGGGACCCUUAAGGUUGAUCAAAGGGAGUUCGGACCUGGUUGA
Messenger RNA from Quercus lobata, 705 nucleotides. RefSeq lists its product as uncharacterized. The transcript has a single exon. NCBI's taxonomy places the organism in Eukaryota, Viridiplantae, Streptophyta, Magnoliopsida, Fagales, Fagaceae. The coding region runs from base 1 to 705 and encodes 234 amino acids. The record is from RefSeq and is a predicted model, not a curated record.